Molecule: messenger RNA, 1947 nt
Organism: Castor canadensis (American beaver)
Lineage: Eukaryota; Metazoa; Chordata; Mammalia; Rodentia; Castoridae
Gene: Sh2b3
Product: SH2B adaptor protein 3
Biological process (GO): intracellular signal transduction
Cellular component (GO): plasma membrane
Molecular function (GO): transmembrane receptor protein tyrosine kinase adaptor activity
Source: RefSeq, a predicted model, not a curated record
GGCAUGGGCUCGGGCCACCGUCACUGCCCGGCCGCCCGCCCGGACUGUCGCGGCCCGGAGUGGCCACGGCGGGGGCAGCAAAGUUUCCCCGGUGGCGGCCCGGGGGCGCAUCCUCCCGCAACUGUCAAGCGCUGGCGGCGGAAAUGAUGAGGCGCUGGCCAUUUUCCGAGCCCGGGUUUCCUGCCUGAGCCCCGCUCCAGAGAGCCGCGAGCGAGAGGAGCCGGCGCGCGGGAGAGGACGCGCCCGGGGCGGGGGCCCGCCCGCCCCCUCGGGAUUUCGGGGGGCCGGGGGCGCGCGACGCCAUGGGCCGGCCGGGCCCGGAGCCCCUGUCUCGCAGCCUGGCCGCCCGUGCCCGCCGCCCCCCGCCAUGAGCGGGCCCGCCCUGCAGCCGUCGGCCCCGCGGGGCUGGAGCGAGUUCUGCGAGCUGCACGCGGCAGCCGCGGCCCGCGAGCUGGCCCGCCAGUACUGGCUGUUCGCGCGCCAGCACCCGCAGCAGGUGCCGCUGCGCGCCGAGCUCGUGUCGCUGCAGUUCGCCGACCUCUUCCAGCGCUACUUCUGCCGCGAGGUGCGCGAGGCCCGCGCCGCCCCGGGCCGCGACUACCGCGACACGGGCCGCGGGGCCCCCGCCAAGGCCGCGACCCUGCCCGCGCCCGCCGGGCUGCCCAAGGCCCGCAGCUCCGAGGAGCUGGCCGCGCCGCGCACGCCGGGCGCCUGCUCCCUGCAGCACCUGCGCCGCAGCCUGCGCCACAUCUUCCGCCGCCGCUCGGCCGGGGAGCUGCCCGCCACCGCCACCGCCGAGGCCGCCGAGGCCCCCGCCAGGCCCGGCCUGGCCAGGAAGCUGCUGCCCUGGAGCCUGGCCCGGGAGCCACCACCCGAGGCGCUCAAGGAGGCCGUGCUGCGCUACAGCCUGGCCGACGAGGCGUCCAUGGACAGCGGCGUGCGCUGGCAGCGCGGGAGGCUGGCACUGCGCCGCGACGGCCCCGGCUGUCCCGACCGCCUGCUGGAGCUCUUCGACCCGCCCAAGAGCUCCAAGCCCAAGCUCCAAGCAGCCUGCUCCAGCAUCCGGGAGGUCCGGCGAUGCACACGCCUGGAGAUGCCUGACAACCUCCACACCUUCGUGCUGAAGGUGAAGGACCGCACAGACAUCAUCUUUGAAGUGGCAGAUGAGCAGCAGCUGAGCUCGUGGACGGCUGAGCUCCAGCAGUGCCGAGGCCUGGAGAGCACAGACGCAGAGGUGCCCUUUCCCUCCACACCUGAGCCUGGUCUGGCCAGCUCCCUGAGGGGAAGCACAGACUCCCUGAACCAAGGUUCUUCUCCUGGGACGCUGCUGGACCCAGCCUGCCAGAAAACGGACCAUUUCCUGUCCUGCUACCCCUGGUUCCAUGGCCCCAUCUCCAGGGUGAAGGCUGCACAGCUGGUUCAGCUGCAGGGCCCUGAUGCCCAUGGUGUGUUCCUGGUGCGCCAAAGCGAGUCCCGGCGUGGGGAGUACGUGCUCACCUUCAACUUCCAGGGCAGAGCCAAGCACCUGCGCCUUUCCCUGACGGAGCGGGGCCAGUGCCGCGUGCAGCACCUGCACUUCCCCUCAGUCGUGGACAUGUUGCGUCACUUCCAGCGUUCGCCCAUCCCACUCGAGUGCGGUGCCACCUGCGAUGUCCGGCUCUCCAGCUAUGUGGUAGUCGUCUCCCAGGCCCCAGGUGUGACCCCAACCCCCUUUGCUUAAAGGAGGGCUGGCACAGGGAACGGCACAGAGGGUAAAAGCUUGCUGUGGAGUAAGCUAUAGGGAGGCGUGGUGGUUCUGUCUGCACUUCGUGAAGACUCAGGGUGCUCUCUCUCGCUCACUUAUCCCAGGUUCCUGCAGCACUGUCCUCUUCCCUUUCUCCCUCUCACACUGGGACUCUGAGCUGGGCCUUCCCCACCUUGGCUCUGCUGGCUGUCCCCAUGGGCUCG